Messenger RNA from Diabrotica virgifera virgifera (western corn rootworm), 6803 nucleotides. RefSeq names its product sarcoplasmic calcium-binding protein 1 (gene Scp1). The transcript is spliced from 4 exons. Lineage: Eukaryota; Metazoa; Arthropoda; Insecta; Coleoptera; Chrysomelidae. The record is from RefSeq and is a predicted model, not a curated record. The coding region runs from base 169 to 798 and encodes 209 amino acids. Gene Ontology annotation, molecular function: calcium ion binding.
CGAGUUAGAGCGCCGAAGUGUUACGUUAGUUCGCCUAACGUUUUCAAAAAUAGAAGCCGCGCCGGUUCAUCGUCAUUUUUAACUUUUACAGCAUAUUCAUAACUUCCACUUAUUUUGCCGAAUAACCUCUUCAUUUAGUGUGUUUUGCUGCACUUUCCUGUAUAGACAAUGGCUUACAGUUGGGACAACAGAGUCAAUUUCGUCGUUCGCUAUUUGUAUGAUCUGGAUGGUAACGGAUACCUCGAUGAAAAGGAUUUUGCCUGCUUGGCCUUAAGAGCUACAAUCGUCGAAGGUAAAGGAGAAUUUAGCUACAGUAAACUGCAAGAAAACCAGCAUAUAAUGUUUGGUCUUUGGGAAGAGAUAGCAGAACUCGCAGAUUUUAAUAAGGACCUUUUGCAGGAUGGUAAAAUUACAGCGGAGGAAUUCAAGCAAGCAGUCCAACAGUGCUGUAUGGGAAAACGAUACGAAGAUUUUCCGCAAGCCAUGAAAAUGUUUAUAGAUUCUAAUUUUAAGAUGGUUGAUCUCAACGAUGACGGAGUGAUAGCAGCAGAUGAGUAUAGAUUCAACUGUAUAACAAAAUUUGCAAUAGAUGACGUAGAGAUUGUAGAUGAGGCAUUUAAUAAUAUGCUUAAUGAUGACGAUAGAAGACGAGGUGGUAUAACAUUAUCACGAUACCAAGAACUGUAUGCAGAAUUUUUAGGAAAUCCAGAAGAAACACCUGCAGUAUAUCUAUUUGGUCCCUUGUCAGAAUUCUUUUAUUAUGAAGAUGUGUUAGAAGAUGUGUUAGAAGAAAUUUAACACUUAUUUUGUACUGUAAAAAAAUAUGAGUUUUACAGUUAAGUACUACCACAAAAGUUAACUUAUUUGAUUUCGUAGUGUCGUGAUAUUUCUACAGAAUGCCUUUUAUUUCAAAAUUUAUUGUUUUAAAUAUUUUAAUAAUUUAGUAGACUUAUCUUUUUUUAUUCAAUAGGUACAUACAGAUUGAGUUUUAUGAACAAUAUGUUUUAUGUAUGUAUGGCCCCAAUUACUUCGGAAACGGCUUGCACGAUUUUUAUAGAUUUUGAUGGGUAAGGGUCUUAUAAUUCGGCCGAUUUUAUAGUGGUAUUUAUAUUGUUAUCAGAUCUUCUGUUUUUCUAAAAAUAUAAUGAACUUUCUUGUUUCAAAUGGAACACACCGUAUAUUUUUUGCGUUUUGAAGUACAGUAUGCGGCAAAAUAAACAGUACUGAAAUGAAAAUUGAAAUGUUUAUGAUUAUUUAUAUAUCUAUAAUACAUGAAGUCUUGCAAACAUCAUUCACGACGACGCACUUUCCCGAUAAAACAAAUGUUAAAGAUGCCCUCUGGCCAGUGGCGGAUCUACGGGGCGGGAAAAUGAGGAAAUUUCUACUCUAACAAGGUCCAAAAUUAAAGAAAAAAAAUUGUUCCAACAUAAAAAUAUAUUAGCUCACAUAAAACUGAAACCAGAGAAAGACAAAUUCAACCCAAUAAACAAGCUAGUUAGGAAAAUUAGAGGAAGCUAAUGCCUAUAAGUUAUUAUUUAUGUAUUUAUGUAAUCUGAGUUUAUCUUUUUAAUGUCUUUUGGUUGGUUUUUCAUUGGAAGUUCCCCCUUAGGCAAAUUGCCCCUUCCAAGGCAAAUUUCUAGAUCAGCCACUGCCUCUGGCACGAAAAAAACUUUAAUUCUAGUCCUCAAUUCCGAAAUGGCAGACGGUGAUCCCUUCAGCAUUCCCCAUAUGUACGCAUCUGGUGGCGUUAGUUCUGGCACAGAAUAACUAACUAUACAGAAGCGAAUCUGACUGUCGUUUCCAUUGAUUUUGUUGGGACCGAAAUAUUUGACCUUGUGCACCAGUUACAGAAUAGAACUUGAUGUUCUAAGGAAUAGACCAUUCCAAAUUAGGUAAUAUUUUUGACAAGUAGUUAUUAAUUAAAUAUGAAAUAUAAAAUUUAACUAUAAAAUAUAAAUAAAAUAUAAAAUAAAACAUAUAUAAAUAUAAAAUUUAACUAAAAACAACUGUCACUGUCAGUCGCAAAAGUGAGGUUGCACCAGUUACGUUGACACAUGAGCAUGAAAAUUAUGUUACCGUUUUCGGCAGGAGUUUCGCUUCUGUAUGGUUAUUUAAUCUGUGGUUCUGGUGAUUGGCAGCUCCAAAAAUGAUCGCACAGUAUUCGAAGAAACUCCCUGGGAGUGUGACAUGUUAUCCUGUCCUGCUGAAAUCUUGUUUAUUUUAAGCUUGGACCGUUUUCGUGACCUUUUCCGUAUGGCCGAAAUUAUACUCCACUAUAAAAAUUUUUUCUGCAAAACUGAGAACCAUUCUGAAGUAUCUAAAUUGGGUGCGUUCGGACGACCACAGCGGCUGGACAGCUGAGCCAGUAGUAGCUGUCAGACGUCACCGCUGGAAGCCAGCCGCUGAGAGAUUUACUAAGCUUUCCCUAUCACGGCUGGAUACAACCACUCAGCCGAUUUCUGCUGACCGCCAGCCGCUAUGGUCGUCCGAACGCACCCAUUAACAUGAUAUAGGGCUUUUCAUCGAUUGUCAUUUGUUUCGAGCUUCUGUCAUAUGUUGUAUAAUCUGUGUAUACAAAUAUUAUAUACAGAUUAUACAACAUAUGACAGAAGCUCGAAACAAAUGAGUGUGAAUGAAAAGCCCUAUUGACAAACGAUAUAACAACGUUCAAAAACCACUCAAUACGUUUCGGCACAUGACACAUACAAAUUUGAGGCAUACGAAUUUCAGUACCUACUGUUUAUUUUGCCGCAUACCGUACUUAAGAAAUAUUGAUUAUUUAUUUUUCAUGUAAUAUACCUAAAUGCCACAAUUUCGGAGUUAUUUUAAAAAAAUUUAAUCCAAUUAUCAAAAUCAGUUGUUUCGGCCUAGGCAGACAUUGUUUUGAGUUCUUUAAACUUUGGAUCAUUGGCAACAGAAAAGAUAUUUUAUAUUUUUUCUCUAAAGUUGGUGGUUUUCGAGUUAUAAAUAAUUUAAGGAAAACUGAAAAAAAAAAGAACUAAAAAUGACGAUUUUCAAGGCUUAAAACCACAACUAAAAAGUAUAAUGUUUUGAAGUUACGAUUACGAAGUGUCUAAAUUAAGCUCAAACCUUCUUCUAUAGGCUUCCCAUCAUAAAAAUUUUGGGCAUGGUUUAAUAUAAAACAUCAUUUUUUAAUUGUUAAUGAAGCGCUUGUAAGAGAAUAAGCGAUCGGGCUUCAUGAACAACCAAAAAACAAUAUUUUAGAAUGAAAUAAACGCAAAUUACUUAUCGGAAACUGAUAAAAUAAAGUUUGAACUUAUAUUUAGGUACUUCUUAAUAUCAAAAAGUAUAUUUUGUACUUGUUUUUGUGACUUGAAAAUCGUCAUUAUUCGUUUUUUUCUUUAAACUGUUUAUUACUCGGAAACGAUCAACUUUAGAGAAAAAUUACUGAAGAGUUUUCUUGUUCCCAAUGAUCCAAAUAACCUAAAAUUAUGUCUUCUCGGGCCGAAAAAAUUGACUUUAUAAUUUGCUUCAAAUAUAUUUUUUAAAUAAAUGUAGCAAUAACUCCGGUUUUUAGGUAUAGGAAAUAUUACUCAAAAAAUAAUUGACAUUUCUUAAGGACUUCAAAACGCAAAAAAUAUACAGGGUGUUCCAUUUGAAAUAAAAAAUUCAUUAGAUUUUCAGAAAAGCUGAAGAUUAGAAUUAGAAAUAUGCUUUAUUGUCAAGAAAAGUUGUACAAUUUUAUCGACAAAGCUUAUGAAAAGUCACGAAAACAAAACAAUAACAAUACAAUUACAUAUUUACUAAAAUUGCAGAAAUCGUCUAUUAAAUAAAAAAAUAUAUAAGUAUAAUAAUAAUGAAGUAAACAGAAACAAUCAAUUGCAAAAUUUAAAAAUUUAAAUAAAUUGCAAAUUGCAUAGUCUACCUUAGUAACUAAUAAGUUUAAAAGUUAGGCUGCUGCAUAUGACAUCCAAAUACAGAUAAAAAAAACUACUUGUACAAAGGGGUCAAAGUGUACUGUAAUUUCUUAGUUAUUGAUUAAGAAACUCUUCUACUGAAUAAUAUGGUCUUUCAAAUAGAUAGGCUUUUAUAAUUUUAAUUUAGAUAAUUUAGAGAAAGAUGUUGCAGAUUUAAGUUGCAGAGGGAGAUGGUUGUACAGUUUUUUUGCGGAAUAUAAUAUAUAUUUCUUUACUAACUCGGAGAACGGGGUCGGUAAAUAGACGUCAAAGGUAGAAUUUCUCGUAAAACAGUCAUGUUUAACACAUUACAGAAGCUACUUCAAAGAUCACAGGAUUUUAACUCUUCCUUCUUUAUAAUAUAAAGGUAGAAAUUUCUCGUAAAACAGUCAUGAUUAAGAAAGACAUGUAGAUGUUUACGAAUUAAGCAAACACUUUCUAAAAUAUAAUAUAUUUUAGAAAGUGUUUGCUUAAUUCGUAUACAAACACUUUCUAAAAUAUAAUAUAUUUUAGAAAGUGUUUGCUUAAUUCGUAAACAUCUACAUGUCUUUCCAGCAAGACCUAAUCAUGACUAUUUUACGAGAAAUUUUUACCUUUAUAUUAUAAAGAAGGAAGAGUUAAAAUCCUGUGAUCUUUGAAGUAGCUUCUGUAAUGUGUUAUUCUUCUGAGGCCAAACAGAUAUCUUAUUGCUCUUUUUUGUAAUUUGAAAAUAACAUCGGAUUGGGCAACUGUACCAGAACCCCAAAAAGGAAGACCAUAUCGAAGAUGCGACUCGAACAAAGAAAAAUAUGUUAUUUUGGAAGAUGCUAAAUUGAGUUCCUUCGAAACAGAUCUUAUAGCAUAGCAAGCUGAAGAUAAUUUCUUCCUUAACAAGUCAAUAUACCUAAAGGGACUAUUUAAGGUUGCUGUCUAAAAAAAUACCAAGAAAUUUUACAGAAUCAACGGUACUGAUCUGGCUGUUAUUAAGAAGUAAGGGUUGAAAAGCUCCUUUAUAAGAUAAUACUACUUACUGUUUUAUAUACGUUAAACGAGAGCAAAUUAGAGUCGGGCCAGAUUUUUAUUGUAAGUAGAUCAGAAGUUAUACCUACUAACAUGAAGAGUUGCAAUAUUUGAGUUGCUCCAAGUGAUACUGGUAUCAUCAGCAAAAAGAAAGAUUUUUUCAUCGAUUUUUAAACUAGUGAUGUCAUUAAUAAAGAUAAGGAAAAGUAGAGGACCCAAUACUGAACCUUGAGGUACCACACAUACAAUGUUUUUGAGACUAGAGUCUGUAUCAUUUGCUUGAACCAGUUGUUUCCUAUCUUUCAAGUAAGAUUGGAACCAAUUCAAAGAAAUACCUCGAAUUCCCUAGAAAUUUAGUUUUUUUUAUCAAGAUGUGUAGAUCUGACAUGUACCUAAAUACUACUAUAAUAUCGGCCGCAUUAGAAGACACUUACACACCAAAAUCUAUGAAAAUCGUGCAAGUGGUUUCCAAGAUAAUUGAGGCGUUUCGUACAUAAACCUCACUCUGUAUUUUCUAAUAGGUAUUGGUGUUUCAUUGAAACAUUUCAUGAAACUGUAAAAAAAUGUUAUUAGCUGGAUAAAAACAUUACGAUACACUAUUACUAAGGUACUAGUACACUUUAGAAGACCAAAAAUAAGCAUUUUUCAAGAUUUUUUUUCUCAGAACUUUUAUUAGAAAUGAACAUAAAACUGUUUACAUAUUAAUAUCUAAUUCUUAGAGAAUACAAAAAAUAUAUCUUUUUUCAUUUAUGCACGUACACUAAUAUUGUAGAGGGCGCCAAAGUCGAGGCCUCGAAAAAAAGUAGUUCCGAUGUCGGACAGUUAAUCUCAGGAUUGGGAUCUCUGAAACAAAAAAAAAAAGGUUUCUUACGUGACAAUUUACCACCGUAAAAAAUAUUUCACGGAAAUUUGAAAAAAUUUUGUGAAAAAAUCGCCCGUUUUUCUUUAGUUUUUCAUGGUUAAAAAAUAUUUAUUUUUUAUUUUUUGGUCAAAUUGUGGUAAAUUGUCACGUAAGAAACCUUCCUUUUUUAAAUGCAGUACGAUUUUUUUGUUUCAGAUAUGCCAAUUCUGAGAUUAACUGUCCGCCAUCAUUUUUCGAGGCCUCGACUUUUGCGCCCUCUGCAAUAUUAGUGUACGUGGAUAAAUGAAAAAAGAUAUAUUUUUUGUACUCUCUAAAAGUUAGAUAUUAAUAUGUAAAAAGUUUUAUGUUCAUUCCUAAUAAAGGUUCUGAGAAAAAAUUCUUGAAAAAAAUAAUUAUUUUUGGUCUUCUAAAGUCUAAAGUGUACUAGUAUCUUAAUACCUAUACAAAAACCAAAUUGCUCCCUUACUUAUAAUAAUUCAUAUCUAUAUUUGAGCAAUACUGAAAAAUUCAUUCUUUAAAGUUGUCUUCACUCUUAAAAACUACAGAAAAGUUAUAGUUUCGAUUAGUUUGAUAUUCACUUUAGAAUAUAAGACAAAACUGUAUACAAUAUUUUGAGAUUCUAACCCCUAAUAAGUGUUCUUAGUCACACAAUGGGUGCCUUCGGACGACCACAGCAGCUGGAAAGCUGAGUAAGCAUUAGCAUUCAGACAACACCGCUGGAAGUCAGCCGCUGAGAGAUUUACUAAGAGUUUCCCAUUAGCGCUGGAUACAAUCACUAAGCCAUUUGGUGCUGACACUCAGCUGCUGUGGACAUCUGAACACACCCAAUAUCAACAUUACAUUUGAUGAUCUACCUCUAUUUUUACUUAUUUUUGAAUUUUAUCAUCGUUUAUAUACUUAAUUUAUACUAACUAUAACACUCAAAUAUUAGAAAAAUAUUGUUGUGUCUUAUAUUCCUCUAUAUCUUUAAAGCUCUUUUUGUUGUAUGUUUUGUUAUUUUUGUAAAUAAAUAUAGCUAGCAUUAA